CACCCACCAAUUUUGUUGCUGCAGUAGUUGGUCCUUCUGAGCUCAAGUACAGCCAUCAGCAGCAACAGCAGCAGCAGCAGCCAUCAGAGGCCUUUACCAAAAAAAUCUUCAGCCUGUUUUUGGCAUUACUGCACCAACUAUAGUCCGAGCCAUGGCGAAAGAGACACUUGCCAUAGCCGUCGAUUUCGGCACGACAUAUUCAGGUGUAUCCUACCGCCCCAUCGGCGACAACACGGAUCCGGAGCCUACGCAGCUAGGGCGAUGGCCGGGGCAGCCUGCCAUCCGGCAGAGCUUCAAAGUGCCCACGAUGGUAGCGUAUCCGACGGGCAUGAACGCGCACUCGCCCGUUCUCUGGGGCUACCAGGCGGAGCGGCCGCCCACCGACGCGUACACGCAGGUCCGCGCCUUCAAGCCGUUUCUCAGUCCUGAUACCCCGCAGGAGUUCGAGGGCGCUCCCGGAAAGACGUUGUUCGAUGCCGUGCGGGAUUUCUUGCAGGGUGUGUAUGAUCACCUCGUGCGGGAACUCCGCGGUCAGGGUCUCUCCGCUACUCUCUACGACUACCUUGUGUUGUUUACCGUCCCCGCCACGUUCAAUAAUGCCACCGUGGAGGCCUUCAAGAGGAUCGUUAAGGCGACGGGAUGGGGCGAUCAUAGUAUUCAGGUCGAGCUUACGGAGCCGGAGGCGGCUGCUCUGCAUACGCUGCGGACUCAGCGGGUGCUGCUGAACCAACUUGGAAUGGGGACGGGGAGGUGUUUCGUUAUCUGCGAUGCUGGAGGCGGCACGGUGGAUUUGGCCUCGUACUCGAUCAGUGAGAUGAUUCCCAGCAUUCGGCUUGCGCAGACGGGUGUUGUUACUGGUGGUGUUUGCGGUUCAAUCCUGAUUGACCGCGAGUUUAAGCGUUUCAUCAAAAAGCUGAUGGGAGAGGGCGCAUACAAUACCCUCUCCAGCAGCAAGAAAACCGCGUUGGUCGACGAGUUCAUCGCAAAGAAGGAGUGGUUUGAAGAUGUCGAAUAUCACAAUACUAUCGCCCUCCGGCUGCCGGCUGAUGUCUCGUGUCCGAGACAGAGGGGCGGGUUUCUCUCGAUUGAACGCGACCAGAUGAAAUCCUUCUUCGAGCCUUCUGUGAAGGAGACCUGCCAGCUAGUGGUGGACCAUGUUCACCAGUGCAACCAGAACGGCUUCCAAGUGAGCUUCGUAUUCCUAGUCGGCGGCUUCGGCACCUCGCCCUACCUCAAAGCGCGGCUCGCCAGCGUGCUCUACCAGCUGCAGCCCGGCUGCGAAAUCAUCACGCCACGGCACGCUGAACAAGCGGUCGUCCUCGGGUGUCUAUACACGCACCUGCAGCGGCUGCGCAAGGAAGAGGACCCCGUCAGCCAGCGACUGUGCCGCGCGAGCUUGGGUGUCGUCGCGCUCAAGGCGUUCAAUCCGGCGACACAUGCGCCCGAGGAGCGGUAUGUACAUCCGGUGACGGGGCAGGAGCUGGCGUUGAACCAGAUCAUGUGGUUGUGUAAAAAGGGCGACCCGAUUACCCACGGUGCGGUCAGCGAGAUCGAACGCGAGCUGGUGCGCUCCUUUGAGAAGGCCAUCACCGAGGAGUGGAUGGAGCAGCUGGUGUGCAGUGAUCACGACAUCGCGCCGAAGCGGAUGACAGCCGGUGUCCGCGAGAUCUGCGUCCUAACCUCAGACCUGCGGCGGUGCCCGCUGAGCGAGUUCGACAAGAAGAAGCGGUCGACGGGCGGGUGGUGCGGGAUGGGCCGGAAGUCGUAUUACGAGGCGCGAUAUACGGUAAAGUUGUUGCAGAGCACCGCGGACCUACGCUUCGAGAUGACAUUCAAGAAGAGAGUCAGGAGCGAUCUGCUCAAGGUUACGUGGGAUGAGUUGGGGGAUAAGAGAGGAUGAUACCGGCGGCCGGGAGUGGUAUAUGGAGGGGGAGGGGGGAAGGAGCGGGAUCGUCUUUUGUUUACUUGGAUUGUCUAUGCGCUCACUGGCUUGCUUGUAUAACGGUUGGAGUUUUGUAAUGUAAUGAAUAUGGUUAAUCAGAGGGUGUUACUGUACCCUACUUGGAAAUU
Messenger RNA from Tricharina praecox, 2070 nucleotides. RefSeq lists its product as uncharacterized. The coding region runs from base 152 to 1900 and encodes 582 amino acids. The transcript is spliced from 10 exons. The record is from RefSeq and is a predicted model, not a curated record. Lineage: Eukaryota; Fungi; Ascomycota; Pezizomycetes; Pezizales; Pyronemataceae.